UCGAAGGCGCUGAGGGAGCGCUGGCUGCUGGACGGUGCGCCCUCUGCUGGACCAGAGCAGGACGAGACCCGGAGCCUGGAGGACAACAUCUGCAGGCUGGAGGAGGAGCUGGUCAGUCUGGAAACUGGAGCUGUGUGUGAGACCAUAACACACACUACUGUGUCAUCAGGAUCAGUUAAAGCUGUGGAGGUCAAAAGUCACAACAGCCCUCAGCAGGACGGAGCUGCAAAUCAGAUAGUUCAAGAGGUCAAAGUUCACAAAAGUCCUCGAAUGAACAAACCGAGAGAGGCGACGGAGGAGAUGAAGAGAGCCAUGUACUCGGUGGAGAUUAAAGUAGAGCGGGACAAGGUGACGGGGGAGACCCGGGUUCUGUCUGCUAACACCACACUUCCUGUUGACCUCUCUCACCAAGGGGUCAAAGUUUACGAGGACGAGAGGAAAGUGGUCCACGAGAUGAACGGUGAAAAUGGCGUCCAGCUGCUCAGCUUCUCCGAGGUCGAGGCGCUCAUCCUCAAAGCCGACGAGGCCUCACAGAGCAUCGACACGGUCACCUCCCUCCCGACAGCCGAGGCCCAGGACAAGGCAUCUCCCGAGCCGCCACCGGCAGCGGAGAUCACAGGGCUGGAGGCCGAACCGGGUGGUGAGCCGAGCGUGGCGGAGGCGAGCGCGGAGAACCCGGUCACCAUGGUGUUUAUGGGGUACCAGAGCGUGGAGGACGAGGAUGAGACCAAGAAGGUUCUGGGGGUGCAGGGCACGGUGAAGGCCGAGCUGGUGCUCAUCGACGACGAGAAAACAUCACCGGGCGAGGCUCAGACACCGACUCCGCCCGCCCCGCCGCCUGCCACCAAACCUCCACAGACGGCGGCAACGAUGGCACCGAGCAACGGGGAGAUGGCGGGGGAGGCAGAGGAGGUGAAGGGAGCAGAGGUAGAGAUGAAGGAGAAGCAGCCGUAUCUCAACCCUCACCACGACGACCCCACAACAAAGAUGGCCGACUGAGAGAAAAGUGACGACGAGAAGAGACGGCCGCUCCCCAUCUGUGUCAAAGAACUGAAGCUAAUCAAUAGUUUCAUGUUUCUGACUGCGGACCAAACAUGAUGAAAAAACUAAUAACAUGAAUGAAUGAAUUAGACAGUCUUUAUGCUAAGCUAAACUAACCUGGUGCUGUCUAGGAUGUUUUGCUUUAAUCAUACUCUAGUUAUGAUGCAAAGAUGUUGUAGUAAAGCAAAGUGAAAACUUAUGAACACGUUUUAUAAAAUUGUCCAACAACGCUGUUCAAUCAACACAAAAACAUCAACUUCACAAUGAAUAUUCAGCUAAAAAAGGAAAUAAAAACAGAGCCUUAAUCAGAUGAAAAGCCUUAAUCUGAUUUAUUUGUUAUUUCGGAAAGUUCUUGUUAUUAAUGAGUCCAGUAGCUGUUAAGUGAACUGUGGGCAGCAUCCUGUUGCUCACACUGUGGGCUAAAACAGUAAUUUAGCUAAAUUACAGCUAGCUGGCUAACCUUAGUUAGCUAACGUUACAGACCGCUAGUUGCAUCACUGCCCUGCCUUGCAUCACUCCUUGCUAGUAGAAAAUGAUCAUUAGUUCUACCUCUGCUUUAUACUGUCACAUAAUUUAUUGUUGGUUAAAAUGAAAUAAAACACCCUUUGUCAUAAUGCAUGAGUUUGUAUCAUGUAAACUGGUGAAGUCAUUUGGUAAACUUGCCAACUAUCCACUCCGAUAGUGUUUUGCUAGCGAUAACAUUCGUGAGCAAGCUAAGGUUAGCCAGCUAGCUGUAAUCUGACUAUGCGUUGGUUGCUUUUUUAACUUUAGUUGAUAAAGUAAUUUGCAAACAGCAGGGGCCUGGCUGGAUUAGCAAAUGUUGUUUUUCCACGUGAGUUUCACAGUGUUGCCGCUGUAUGGAAGCCGAAAAACGGCGAGGAACUCGAGCAUUAACGUCCCACCCGUCCAGGCAGCCGAGAUUAAUACAUUUUAAAAGUAACAUAUAAAACCUUUAAUUCAUGUUUGUGGACGUUCAGCCGUCGGCUGAACUCUUCAGUAACGAGUCCAUCGAUCCGUCUGAUUGAAACUCAGACAUUCCAGAAGUGAUAAAGAGUCAACUGUAGAAACAGGGGGCGUUAAUUAUAAAUAUAUAAUUGAACAGGAUGAAUCUUUCCUCUUCCUGUCCCAGCUGCUGCUGGACUCCGAGAACCAAACCUGCAUGAAACCAUCACCAACAGUUUCUUUAAUAUUAAACAAACAAAGUAUAAAGAGUCCGAGAUCGGAUCCCUGUGGAGCGCCUCUGAUUCAUCACCAUGUAAACUUUACAUUUUCAUUAAUAAAUAUGAACCUACAGAUUCA
Molecule: messenger RNA, 2340 nt
Organism: Cottoperca gobio
Lineage: Eukaryota; Metazoa; Chordata; Actinopteri; Perciformes; Bovichtidae
Product: paralemmin-1-like
Exons: 8
Biological process (GO): regulation of cell shape
Cellular component (GO): membrane
Source: RefSeq, a predicted model, not a curated record